Molecule: messenger RNA, 741 nt
Organism: Lodderomyces jiufengensis
Lineage: Eukaryota; Fungi; Ascomycota; Pichiomycetes; Serinales; Debaryomycetaceae
Product: 2,5-diamino-6-(ribosylamino)-4(3H)-pyrimidinone 5'-phosphate reductase
Exons: 1
Coding region: 1-741 (246 amino acids)
Biological process (GO): riboflavin biosynthetic process
Molecular function (GO): 5-amino-6-(5-phosphoribosylamino)uracil reductase activity
Source: RefSeq, a predicted model, not a curated record
AUGUCAUUACCACCAUUACCAGAAUCACUAAUACCAUUUUUAAAACCAUAUAUACCCAAUAAUAAAGAUGAUAAAUAUAUAACAUUAACUUAUGCACAAUCAAUUGAUUCAAGAAUUUCUGCAAAACCUGGAAUUCAAACAAAAUUAUCACAUUUAGAAACUAAAACAAUGACACAUUAUUUAAGAUCAAAACAUCAAGCUAUAUUAGUUGGUAUAAAUACUGUAUUAGCUGAUGAUCCAAAAUUAAAUUGUAGAUAUUUGGAAACAGAUAAUGAUGGGGAAUUACCAUUAAUAAGACCAAUUAUAACUGAUCCAUUAAAUAAAUGGGAUUAUGAUAAUUCUCAAUUAUCUAAAAUUUGCGAAAUGAAACAGGGAUUACCACCGUAUAUUUUGAUUGAUGAUUCAAUAGAACAUACUAAAAAUAGUUUAAAAUUAAAAAAGCAAGGUGGAGAUUAUAUAAAAUUAGCAUUACUUAAAAAUAGAAAAGAUAAUUGGAAUUUAAUAUUUGAAGAAUUGAACAAAUUGGGUUUAAAUUCAAUUAUGGUUGAGGGUGGUGCUACUAUUAUAAACGAUAUAUUAUCAUCAAAUAAAAAACUUUUCAAUAGUUUAAUUAUAACAAUUGCUCCAAUAUUUUUAGGUAAAGAUGGAGUUGAAGUUUCACCCAAUAAACAAGUUGAAUUAAAAAAUUUUAAAUGGUGGAACGGUAAACAAGAUAGUGUCCUUUGCGGUAUACUUAAAUAG